AUGUCUGCCCCUGAACAAGCUGCUUUCACCUUCCUCCCUCUCGGUGCCAUUAUUCAAGAGUUCCGCGUCGGCGGGAAGAAUAUCGUCCUGGGCUUCCCCACGCAGGAACACUAUAUUAAGCACAACUCCCCGCAUUUCGGUGCCACCAUCGGUCGUGUCGCCAACCGCAUCAAGGAUGGUCUGAUUAACAACUUGAACGGUCGGGAUUACCAACUGGUCCUGAAUAAUGGUCCCAAUGCCCUCCACGGUGGUGAGAAGGGCUGGGGCAAGCGUAUUUUUGAUGGCCCCCAUACCGUUCACCGCAAUGGUCAUGAUGCCUUGCUCUUCAAGUAUCACUGUGCCGAUGCUGAGGAGGGUUAUCCCGGUACCGUUGAGGUACGCGUCUGGUACACCGCGAGCAAGGAGGAUGAGAAGACUGUCUUGACUGCCGAGUACGAGGUUGAAUUUGUGGGAGAUGAAUGCGAGGAGACUGUUGUCAACAUCACCAACCACAGCUACUUCAACAUUGGUGAUGGCGCCACUAUCACCGGUACCAUCGCCCAGUUGGAAACAAGCGACUAUCUUCCCCUCGACUCCACCGGAAUCCCAGAAGGUGGAAUUGCCAAGUUCCCCCGCGAUGUCUCCAAGCCAUUCGAGCUCCAAGCGACUGGCCCCCAUAUCGAUGACGUCUUCAUCAUGGAGACAGACCCCUCCAAGAUCCCUCUGGACACCCGCGGUCUGCCCCUUCGCCGACAGGCCCAGUUCAGCAAUGCCAACACCGGCAUUCACCUCGAAGUCCACAGCACUGAGCCCGCGUUCCAAUUCUACACUGGCAAAUACGUCAAUGUACCCUCCAUCGAUGGACUCCCCGCCCACACUGAGGGUGCAGGAUUCUGUGUGGAACCCAGCCGUUACGUCAACGCCAUUAAUGAGCCUGCGUGGCGCGAUAUGGUGUUGCUGAAGAAGGGACAGAUCUUCGGAUGUAAGAAUGUGUACAAGGCUUGGACUGUUUAG
Penicillium verhagenii is the source of this 993-nucleotide messenger RNA. Its product is annotated as Glycoside hydrolase-type carbohydrate-binding subgroup. Gene Ontology annotation, molecular function: aldose 1-epimerase activity; carbohydrate binding. The coding region runs from base 1 to 993 and encodes 330 amino acids. The record is from RefSeq and is a predicted model, not a curated record. Gene Ontology annotation, biological process: glucose metabolic process; beta-D-galactose catabolic process via UDP-galactose, Leloir pathway. Lineage: Eukaryota; Fungi; Ascomycota; Eurotiomycetes; Eurotiales; Aspergillaceae. The transcript has 2 exons.